Messenger RNA from Labrus bergylta (ballan wrasse), 6355 nucleotides. It is a transcript of the gene arhgap24, whose product is annotated as Rho GTPase activating protein 24. The record is from RefSeq and is a predicted model, not a curated record. Gene Ontology annotation, cellular component: focal adhesion. Gene Ontology annotation, molecular function: GTPase activator activity. Gene Ontology annotation, biological process: activation of GTPase activity; negative regulation of ruffle assembly; signal transduction. NCBI's taxonomy places the organism in Eukaryota, Metazoa, Chordata, Actinopteri, Labriformes, Labridae.
AGACUGACUGUUCGCGUCUCACCAGCCAGGAUGACUGGAGGAGUUUGGACUGCAUAGCCAGCAGCGUUUAAAGGGAAAGUGUGCGUUUGUGUGUCAGCUUGCGUGUGUGUGCGUGUGUGUGUGUGUGUGUGUGUGUGUGUGUGUGUGUGUGUGUAUGGGCAUACUCUGUACGCUGUAAUGGUGCCCCAUGUGUGACUGUGCUGACCGCGACAGCCAUCCUGUCCACAGCAGAGGCUUUCUCAGCAUGCAGAUGGUGUGUGCAGUCAGGGGGGGAAAGUUUGCAACAGCUCAUCUGAGCCUCAACAACUCAAUCGUCUCUGCACACACCGGGUUGUUUCUGGAGGGAAGUGGCAGCCGAAGCUGAGCUGUUCAACAACUUCAGCUCCUGUCAGCCCAGGAUUUCUGUUAAUGUUGACUGAUUAAUGUGACAAGACUGGAUACAUCAGUUGUGUAUCACCAAAACGUCAGAGCCAAGGGAUUUAAAAAAGACAGUUUGUUUGAAAGAUUCGAGCUUCUGUAAUGGACGACCAGUGUGUGUCCCACAGCAGUCCCCAGCGCAGCGGAGGUCAGGCCGGCGCAGAGACGCAGAGGCAGGGACGGCCGAGUGUCAUCAGGUGUGGGUGGCUACGGAAGCAAGGAGGUUUUGUCAAGACUUGGCACAGCCGCUGGUUUGUUCUUCGAGGGGAGCAGCUCUUCUAUUACAAAGACGAAGAGGAGACCAAAGCCCUGGGAGCCAUUCUCUUACCUGGAAAUAAAGUGUCAGAGCAUCCAACCAGUGGCGAUGACAGUGGGAAAUUCCUCUUUGAGGUCAUUCCAGGGGGAGACAGAGAGCGGAUGACAGCCAACCAUGAGACCUACCUUCUUAUGGCCAGCACCCAGAAUGACAUGGAGGAUUGGGUGAAGACGAUCCGCAGGGUCAUCUGGGCUCCUUUUGGUGGAGGGAUCUUUGGUCAGAAGUUGGAGGAAACCGUACGAUAUGAGCGUCGCUAUGGGAACAAGCUGGCCCCUAUGCUGGUGGAGCAGUGUGUUGAUUUCAUACGGCAGUGGGGCCUCAGGGAGGAGGGACUGUUCAGGCUGCCCGGACAGGCCAACCUGGUCAAAGAGCUGCAGGACGCCUUCGACUGCGGAGAGAAGCCCUCUUUUGACUGUAACACAGAUGUGCACACAGUAGCCUCUCUCCUGAAGCUGUACCUGAGAGAGCUGCCGGAGCCCGUCAUCCCCUUUCAUAAGUACGGCGACUUCCUGGCCUCCGCCAAACUUCUGAGCAAGGAUGAUGAAAUGGGUAUGAAGGAGUUGAGAAGGCUUGUUGAAUGUCUACCUCCAGUGAACUACAAUCUGCUCAAGUACAUCUGCAGAUUCCUAGAUGAAGUCCAGUCGUAUUCAGGAGUGAACAAAAUGAGCGUCCAAAACUUGGCCACAGUGUUCGGACCGAAUAUUCUGAGGCCGAAGGUUGAGGAUCCAGUAACGAUAAUGGAAGGUACUGUUCUGGUCCAGCAGCUCAUGGCCGUUCUGAUUGGCCGACAUGACGUUCUGUUUCCCCUCAAUGAGGACAGCCCCACGGCUCUAGAGCUCGUCAACAACAACAACAUCGACGCACAAAAACGACAAACCAACACGACUACCUCCGCCAUCACUGCGGUGUCUCAGAACGCAGAGAACAACAACACCCACGCGGUCAGGAAGUGUGUUUGGGAAGCUCCCGAGUCUCCCUCCCAUCGCCAGCACGUGGACAACAGUGGCUCCCCGCGGUCAGCGAGCCCUCGUAACGGGGUCAUAGGACGCUUUGAUAUGACGCGCAGCCCGCCGCUGACGGUUAAAAAGAACCCGGCGUUCAGCAAAGGAAGCGGGAUUGUUACAAACGGCUCCUUUAGCUCCUCCCCCUCCUCAGACCUGAAUCAAGAGAAGAGUCAGACUUUAACAGGAAGUGGGAGUUUACCGGCGCGGCGCAGCGGGGCACUCAAAGGCUCCGGAACAAAAAUGGGAACCAGUGGCGUGACGAGUGGAAGCAGCAGCGUGGGGAAUGGCACCGGAGUUGUCCGAUUGGGCGUCUCCGGCACAGAAACCCAAAGCCGCAAUGGCCUUUGGGUACCGAACGGCUGCGUCACGUUGCGGGAUAGCAGCAAAACGCACGUGGAUCAAACGUCCAAUCAGAACAGACUCUCUACGUACGACAAUGUCCAGUUAAACCAUCACAACCAGCAGCAGCAUAACCACGUCGCCAACACGUGUCUGAACAACAGCUGUGAGGACAAACAGAGCGUGGACAGCGCCACCUGGUCCACAUCCUCCUGUGAAAUCUCUCUCCCCGACAACUCCACUUCCUGCCGCUCCUCCACCACCACCUGCCCCGAGCAGGACUUCUACGGGGGUCACUUUGAGGAUCUGGACGGGCCGGCGCAGGAUAGCGAGCAUCCCCAGUCUGGAGGAGGAGGAGGAGGAGGAGGAGGAGGAGGAGGAGAGGGGGAGGGCAGGAUGAGCAACAGAGAGGGCAGCGGAGACGGAGCAGGGCGGAGCAGUCGGAGCACCAGCAGCAGCGAGAACAGUGACGGUCCUACUGUGGGCAACGGAGCGGGCAGCCACAGCGCUCUGCACAGUUUAGUGGCCAGUCUGAAACAGGAGAUGCACAAGCAGAAGGCCGAGUACGAGGCUCGGAUAAAGAGCUUGGAGCAGCGUAACCUGGACCUGGAGACUGAAAUGGUGAACCUCCACGAAGAGCUGGACCAGGAGAGGAAGAAAUACACGAUGGCCGAGAUCAAGCUGCGCAACGCCGAGCGCGCCAAGGAUGACGCCGAGAAGAGAAAUCAGAUGCUGCAGAAAGAGAUGGAACAGUUUUUCUCCACGUUUAGUGACCUCACUGCAACUGGUAACACCACUGUGACCGACCCCCGCCGACCUGAUCGGAACAACCCCAUCUGGAUACAGUGAGGGAAGAGCGAGGAGCUUUGACUGAAGACUGAAAACUGUUUAAUUAAAUGAUGUGAAGAAGAUGAGGGCUCCAAACAGGAUUUGGCUGCUGGUUGUAGAGGGAGCGUUGAAGAAGGGAAGGUUAAAAGCAUGUUUUAAUUUAAGAAUAGAAGGUGUAGGGGGCCAAUGGGAGCCACCUGUAUAAAUGUAGACAUCACCUGGAGUGAUGCCACUCUGACAUUAUCUGUAAAUACGGCAUUAUUUAAACAAAAAGUCACUCGGAGAGACUUUUUGACGUGUCCAGAAACUGUGUUAAUCACUCCUCUGACUGGGGAAAGUACACCGUGGUUUACAGUGAUACACAGAACUACUAUUGUUGAACUGUUACUCCUGGAGCGAAAAAGAAGCGGGAAAAAAAGUUGGAAAGGAUGUGAUCAGCUAAUAAAAAUAUCAUGGUCGUAAAAAAGACUGAAAGAACAAAAACACUAUCUUAAUCUCCUUUUAAAAUCCAACCAAAAUCCUCCUAUUGUUCCAUGUUAUUCGGUGUGUGCUCUUGUACAUAGAGGGGAAAACAAUGCAGAGAAAUCACAUGUUUGUAAAAAGGAAUGAAAAUAAUACUUCAAUGUGUGUCUGAUAUUUAAGCAAACGUAUCAAAGUGUGAUGUUUUCUAUGACGACUCGUCCUUGCACUUACAUGUUUCAUGGAGUCUCAGCAAGGUGGUACUGAAAUGUUCUGUGUCUCAAUGUGUGUGCACCAUUUCAAGUGGACAAUAUAUUGUAUAUGUGCCUGUGCUUCUGUGCUGUUUCUUUUCCCCACCAUGACCAAAAAAAAAAAAAAGAGAGCCUGUACUGUAAAUAUUUUAUAGAUAGUCGUUAGUUAGUUUGACACAUAAUCAGAUGGAUGUGGCUCGAGUUGAGUUGAUACUGAUUGAGGAAUGUUUUUGCUCGUAAACAUGAAUUUAAAGACUUGCACAAUGCGUCAUUGGUUUGAAUCCCAGAAAGGAAAAAAGAAAAAGAAACAUAUGUCAUCAAUUAAUAAGAUCAGGUAACUAAUAUGACUCUCCCUUUUAAGGAAUGUGUGGCUCUUAGUCACUCUUAAUUCUCUUGAAAUGUUGGUUUGUGUCUGAGAUUACAAGUGAACUAGUAGAGAAGACUCCAGUAAACAGAUUAAAGUAUGAGCUGAUACCGAGGACUUCAGAAUCAAGUGUGAAAACAAAAUUGGGAUGUAAGUUAGAAAACAUUGAACCACACUGAAACAAGUUGACUGAGGGAUUAUUAAAAUGUGUAUUGUAUCAGUGCUUUGACUGAUAAAUUCAUCAAUACCAAUGUUUGCAUUUAAGGCAAUAUCAGAGGCCGAUACACUUUCUGGUGUCAGUGUUUUUAUUGUUAUGGUACUGUUACUGAUACCGGUACUGGCAUCACUAUCGGUUAGUUUUUUGAUACUUAUACUGAUAUCAGAAUCUGUAUUAUUAUUGUUUUGGUACGGAUACUUAUACUGGUAUCAGAGUUGGUAGUAUCCUGAUAGGCAUCCUUAUCUCUAUAUCAGUGUUGUUCUGAUACUGGUAUCAGUAUUGGUUAGUAGCUACCUUAUACUGAUAUCAAUACUGGGAUCAGUAUUGGUAGUUACCUGAUGGUGGUAUCAGUGUUGUUCUGAAACUGAUAGUUAUUGGUAUUAGUAAUUUACUGAUACUAAUACAAACAGUGGUAUCAGUAUUGUUAUUGUUUUCAUUUCAGUAUUGUUACUGGUGUUGGUCAUUUUCUAAUAGUGAUACCGAUAAUGUUAUGAGUAUUGGUGAUUUUCCUAUUACUGAUACCAGUUUUGGUACUCGUCUGAUACUGGUACUGAUACAAAUAGCAGUAUCAUUAUCAGAACAACUCUAGUUUUCAGCUCUACUGUAGUCUUCAAUCUACCUGAAAAAACUAGUUUCAAUCCUUAUUCAGCUUUACAUUUAGAGGUUCAAAGAGCGAGUUGUGUUUGUGGGUCAUAACUGUAAAAUAAAGGGGAUGACUUCAUCAAGUGUAUCCACAUGGACAGUGAGUGUCCACAUGGAGGGCACAAACAGCCGGGUUUUUGGCUUCAGUAGCAAGAUGUGAGUGCAUGAUGGAGCAUGAGUCUUUGAGGGCCAGUGUACAAUACGUGAAUGUCUGUAAAGUGACUGCAUAUCAAUAAAGAGUGUAUUUAUGUAGCUUCAAACCAAACAUCUACACCAUGUGGAUUUUACUGAUGGGUACAAUACAGGACACGCGUGACUGCAGACCUAAGCCGGACUUCUGCAAAAAGAAGUUUGAAGUGUGCAGAAAGUUGCCACAGGCCAGUCGUUCCCCUCUGAACACCAGGUCUCGUUUGAACCUGCUGCUGGUCAAUGCAGGACAUGAGGAAUGUGCACAUGGAGGGGGAAAAAAAAAGUGCCUGAACAAGUGAGAGACGGAGGGCGAGGAGAGCUCCUCAUUUUGCGCCCUUCACCGGGAAGUAAUAGGCUUAAUCCGAGCUGACAGCGGCACCUCGUUCUGUGAAUUCCACACAAAAGAGCAGAUUAUGGACACAGGGCGAGAGGAAGUGGAGGACUGGGACGGGGAAUAUUUUCAUGACAUGAUACUUGACACCCAAAAGAACUUUAAAAAAAAAAAAAAAAAAAAAGACUUAAUAUGAAUAAAAAGGCAUUUUCAUGUGAGUCCCCCUUUGUAAUGUUCUUCACUGCAACUUUUCUUCAACAUAUUAAGAGACAAAACUUGAACCAAUUUGAAUCUGUGUGAAAUUUAAAGGUAUAUGACGGAAUUUUUAUGACAUUUUUUAAGAUUAUUAAAUAAUGGUGUUGUUUAUGUGAUCAAAAUGGUCAUCCAAAAGAGUCCUUUACCAAAAAGUGUCAUACAAACAACCAAAGUAGCAAAUUCUGGCGAUUGAGAGGCUUAAACUAUUUAAACUUUUUGUCAUUUUAUGAAUUUACAUUUUUGAGUGAGUGCUGUGUGAUAAUUCUUUAAUUGGCAUGAAAUUGAUUUUUAUUUAAACAUCUUACACUGGUAAAUAAUCAGAAUAUGUCCCAUAUAUAUUAUAUUACAGUAUAUCAUAUAAGAUGUUUUUUUUUUUUAAAUGUUACAAUAGAUGUGGAUGGUGAUAAAUUGAUCUUGAACAUAAUUUUGAGUCUAUAUCAAAGUGUGUGUGAGUGUGUGUCUGUGGUUGUGUUUGUCUCUUUCAGUUCUGUUGAAAGUCGACCAGGAUGUUCCCUUCCUCACGCUGAAUUUCAGCUUUGAUUGGCUCCAACGCCCACAGCGACACUUCAAGGAUAGACGGUAUGAAUAAAGGAUGGAUGAAUGGAAAUAUAUUUCCUGAAAAAGUUUUUUGUCGCAUUAAAAGUGUCUUUUUGUUCAUAUCCUAAAAUAAGAUGUCAACUUGUUCUACAUCAGAUCAUUGGUGCAAGAAAAAUAAUGAAUAAAACAAAAAAAUGGACUAACAA